AUGGCCCUCACAGAUAUGAAUCCCCCAGCUGGGAUGGAGAACUUUGUCGUUGGCUUGAUCGGCAUGGGCGAUAUGGGCAAGAUGUAUGCCGAAAGACUGUCUGCAGCCGGAUGGAGAAUCCUGGCGUGCGAUAGAGAAGAUAGAUUCGAUAGCCUCAGAGAACAAUAUGCUGGAAAAAAUAAUAUAGAAAUUUGCCGCAAUGGCCACUAUGUCUCACGGGCUAGCGACUACAUCAUAUACAGCGUCGAAGCCGCCAUCAUUGACCGUGUGAUCGCGCAAUUUGGGCCUUCGACAAAGAUGGGUGCCAUCGUAGGCGGACAGACCUCUUGCAAGUCGCCCGAAAUUAGAGCAUUUGAGGAAUACUUGCCGCCAGAUGUUCACAUUGUAUCGUGCCACUCGCUGCAUGGUCCGGGCGUUGAUACACAUAAUCAGCCUUUAGUUCUCAUUCAACACCGUGCCCCGGAUGAGGCUUUGCGGAAGGUAGAGACCGUACUUAGCUGCUUGCGAUCAAAAUUCGUUUACUUGACUGCUCAAGAGCAUGAUCGCAUCACGGCAGAUACGCAAGCCGUUACCCACGCGGCAUUUUUGUCCAUGGGAAAGGCUUGGCACGCAAACAGUCAGUUUCCUUGGGAGUUGAAUCGUUAUGUGGGUGGCAUCGAGAAUGUCAAGAUCAAUACCAUGCUGCGAAUCUACGGCCAGAAGUGGCACGUUUAUGCAGGUCUAGCCAUCCUGAAUCCGGAGGCUAAAAAACAAGUGGCUCAGUACGCUGAGAGCGUGACUGCCUUGUAUAAACUCAUGCUCAAAGGGGACCUUGAUGGGCUUCGAAACAGAGUUUAUCAUGCCAGGGACAAGGUGUUCGGCUCGGCAUCGGAUUGGGACGGUCGACCUUUGAUUGAACCUUCGAUUUUGUCGUCAUUUUCACUCGGCAAGCCAACAGAUGCCCCGCCGAGGCCGAACAAUCAUCUGAGCCUUCUAGGGAUGGUAGACUGUUGGGCUGCUCUGGACAUUGUUCCAUAUGACCAUAUGCUCUGUAGCACACCCCUUUUCCGACUCCGACUCGGCGUGACUGAACACUUAUUCCGCAAUACGUCACUGCUGGACGAAACAUUACGAACGGCAGUGGAGGACAAGAUGUAUCGAAGCGAUGAUCUUGAGUUCACCUUUGCAGCACGAGGCUGGGCUGAGUGCGUUUCACUUGGCCACUUUGAGACAUGGGAAAAAAGAUUUGUAAGCACACAGGAGUUCUUCCAGCCGCGUUUUGCAGAGGCCAAGGUUGUCGGUGAUCAGAUGAUGCGGAAAGUCCUGGAGAGCUAUAAGGAAGAUGAGAAAUGA
Molecule: messenger RNA, 1332 nt
Organism: Pochonia chlamydosporia 170
Lineage: Eukaryota; Fungi; Ascomycota; Sordariomycetes; Hypocreales; Clavicipitaceae
Product: prephenate dehydrogenase
Exons: 4
Coding region: 1-1332 (443 amino acids)
Biological process (GO): L-tyrosine biosynthetic process
Molecular function (GO): prephenate dehydrogenase (NAD+) activity; prephenate dehydrogenase (NADP+) activity; NAD+ binding
Source: RefSeq, a predicted model, not a curated record